AUGCAAUGUGAUGCAAGCAACUUCAUUUUUAUGGCGCCCAGCGAUCUGGUACCGGUGAGCAAGCUGCUAGAAAUUUGGUCAAUGAUCUCGGCACCUGGUACCAACGUCGUCAUCAAUCGAGGCAGUGUUGCAGAUUAUGACACUGUCAAACAGGGGAUUUCGGUUACUAGUCUUCCGAACCUGAUUAGAGGAACCGGUGCGAAGGGAGCCAAUUCUGCGAAUAACGUUAAAUACACACGGAUUAUAGCUACAGCACUUGCUGAGAACAUGAAUAAAGCUGCUUGCGACAAUCCUCUAGUAGAGGCUGUGGAGCGGUUGUAG
Sclerotinia sclerotiorum 1980 UF-70 is the source of this 321-nucleotide messenger RNA. RefSeq lists its product with no specific name. The coding region runs from base 1 to 321 and encodes 106 amino acids. The record is from RefSeq and is a predicted model, not a curated record. Lineage: Eukaryota; Fungi; Ascomycota; Leotiomycetes; Helotiales; Sclerotiniaceae. The transcript is spliced from 2 exons.